AUGAGGCGCGGGAAGGUGCAGCUGAAGCGGAUCGAGAACAAGAUCAACCGCCAGGUGACCUUCUCCAAGCGCCGCUCGGGGCUGCUCAAGAAGGCGCACGAGAUCUCCGUGCUCUGCGAUGCCGAGGUCGCGCUCAUCAUCUUCUCCACCCAGGGCAAGCUCUACGAGUACUCCACCGAUUCAUGUAUGGACAAAAUUCUUGAACGGUAUGAGCGCUACUCCUAUGCAGAAAAGGUUCUCAUUUCAGCAGAAUCUGAUACUCAGGGCAACUGGUGCCACGAAUAUAGAAAACUAAAGGCGAAGAUCGAGACAAUACAGAAAUGUCAAAAGCACCUCAUGGGAGAGGAUCUUGAAACUUUGAAUCUCAAAGAGCUUCAGCAACUAGAGCAGCAGCUGGAGAGUUCACUGAAACAUAUCAGAACCAGGAAGAGCCAGCUUAUGCUCGAGUCAAUUUCACAGCUCCAACGGAAGGAGAAGUCACUGCAGGAGGAGAACAAGGUUCUGCAGAAGGAGCUCGCGGAGAAGCAGAAAGCCCAGCGGCAGCAAGUGCAACGGGACCAAACUCAACAGCAGACCAGUUCGUCUUCCUCGUCCUUCAUGAUAAGGGAAGCUGCCCCAACAACAAAUAUCAGGAAGCAACUGACAAGAAAAAUGACCGUCCGGUUUUUGCAGCAUCUUCCCUGUGGCAGCAGGUGGGAGAGUGGUGGAAGCGGCAGCAGCGCAGCCGCAGGCUCGCGUUGGACUGCCACCAUGGAUGCUUAG
Miscanthus lutarioriparius is the source of this 762-nucleotide messenger RNA. NCBI's taxonomy places the organism in Eukaryota, Viridiplantae, Streptophyta, Magnoliopsida, Poales, Poaceae. The record is from the annotation of a GenBank genome assembly.